Molecule: messenger RNA, 2478 nt
Organism: Odobenus rosmarus divergens (Pacific walrus)
Lineage: Eukaryota; Metazoa; Chordata; Mammalia; Carnivora; Odobenidae
Gene: TBX18
Product: T-box 18
Exons: 8
Coding region: 56-1894 (612 amino acids)
Biological process (GO): cell fate specification; regulation of transcription by RNA polymerase II; somitogenesis
Cellular component (GO): nucleus
Molecular function (GO): DNA-binding transcription factor activity, RNA polymerase II-specific; RNA polymerase II cis-regulatory region sequence-specific DNA binding
Source: RefSeq, a predicted model, not a curated record
GUGUGCCCGCUUGAGUGUAUGUGCGUGAGGGGCGGGCGGGCGCCAGGCGGCGGGGAUGGCCGAGAAGCGGAGGGGCUCGCCGUGCAGCAUGCUAAGCCUUAAGGCGCACGCCUUCUCGGUGGAGGCGCUGAUAGGCGCCGAGAAGCAGCAACAGCUUCAGAAGAAGCGACGAAAGCUGGGCGCGGAAGAGGCAGCCGGGGCCGUAGAUGACGGAGGCUGCAGCCGCGGCGGUGGCGCCGGUGAAAAGGGCUCCUCCGAGGGAGACGAAGGCGCUGCACUCCCGCCACCGGCUGGGGCGGCAUCUGGACCCGGCCGGAGCUGCGCAGACCUGGAACGGAGCUGCGGCUCCCGCGGAGCCGCGGGCGGCUGUGAGGACGGCUUCCUACAGGGCGCUUCCCCGCUGGCGUCCCCGGGAGGAUCCCCGAAGGGGUCCCCGUCGCCCUCCCUGGCACGGCCGGGAACCCCGCUGCCCUCGCCGCAGGCCCCGCGGGUGGAUCUGCAGGGAGCAGAGCUCUGGAAGCGCUUUCACGAGAUCGGCACAGAGAUGAUCAUCACCAAGGCGGGCAGGCGCAUGUUUCCAGCAAUGAGAGUGAAGAUCUCAGGACUAGAUCCUCACCAGCAGUAUUACAUUGCCAUGGAUAUUGUGCCAGUGGACAACAAAAGAUACAGGUAUGUUUACCACAGCUCUAAAUGGAUGGUGGCGGGUAAUGCUGACUCCCCUGUGCCCCCACGGGUGUACAUCCAUCCAGACUCGCCUGCCUCAGGAGAGACUUGGAUGAGACAAGUGAUCAGCUUUGACAAGCUGAAGCUCACCAACAAUGAACUGGAUGACCAAGGCCAUAUUAUUCUUCAUUCUAUGCACAAAUACCAACCGCGGGUCCAUGUCAUCCGUAAAGACUGCGGGGAUGAUCUUUCUCCCAUCAAGCCUGUUCCAUCUGGGGAGGGAGUAAAGGCAUUCUCCUUUCCAGAAACUGUCUUCACGACUGUCACUGCCUAUCAGAACCAACAGAUUACUCGCCUGAAGAUAGAUAGGAAUCCAUUUGCCAAAGGCUUCCGAGACUCUGGGCGUAACAGAAUGGGUUUGGAAGCCCUUGUGGAAUCAUAUGCAUUCUGGAGACCUUCACUACGGACUCUCACCUUUGAAGAUAUCCCUGGAAUUCCCAAGCAAGGAAAUACAAGUUCUUCCACAUUGCUCCAAGGCUCUGGGAAUGGCGUUCCUGCCACCCACCCUCAUCUUUUGUCUGGAUCCCCUUGCUCCUCUCCUGCCUUCCACCUGGGGCCCAACACCAGCCAGCUGUGUAGCCUGGCCCCGGCUGACUACUCCACCUGUGCCCGCUCUGGCCUCACCCUCAACCGCUACAGCACAUCCUUGGCCGAGACCUACAACAGGCUCACCAACCAGCCCGGCGAGACCUUCGCCGCGCCCAGGACUCCUUCCUAUGUGGGCGUGAGCAGCAGUACCUCGGUGAACAUGUCCAUGGGCGGCACGGAUGGGGACACUUUCAGCUGCCCACAGACCAGCCUGUCCAUGCAGAUUUCGGGGAUGUCCCCCCAGCUUCAGUACAUCAUGCCUUCACCCUCCAGCAAUGCCUUUGCUGCUAACCAAACCCAUCAGGGUUCCUAUAACACGUUCAGGUUACACAGCCCCUGUGCCUUGUAUGGAUAUAAUUUCUCCACAUCCCCCAAACUGGCUGCCAGUCCUGAGAAAAUUGUUUCUUCCCAAGGAAGUUUCUUGGGGUCCUCACCGAGUGGGACCAUGACCGAUCGGCAGAUGUUGCCCCCUGUGGAAGGAGUGCACCUGCUUAGCAGUGGGGGUCAGCAGAGUUUCUUUGACUCUAGGACCCUAGGAAGCUUACCUCUGUCAUCAUCUCAAGUGUCUGCACAUAUGGUCUGAUGAAUCCUUGAAGUGAAACCAUACUCAGAUUGGUCUAAUGUAUUUUCUUUCUUCAUUUUCUUUUUCUUUUUUUCUGAAAGCAAUAUGAAAAGAAACUAUCAGUAGCUUGUAAGAUUUACAUAUAAUAGGAAAUGAAGGCUCCCUGAGUGUUUUGACUUCCUCAUGGUGAGAUUGUAAUUAUCUAUGGUAUAUAUGUAAACUGUACAUAGCAUGUGGAGUUUUGCAGCCUAUAAAACCACAUCCUCCCUCUCCCCCCGCCCCAUUUCAUCUAGUUGCACAGAGUGUUGGCAUAAGUAGGAUGUUUAACCAAAAUUCUCAGACUCUUUUAAAAACCAAACAGCAAACUUAAAACUUGGCAGUGAUACUAACCAGACCAAGACUUAUAACUUAAUUUAUCAGAAAAAUGCUCUACACAGUUUCAUACUUGAGUGUUGAUAACUAACAGUAAUCAGCACACAGAGUCUUGUGAUUUCUGUUAUUCUUGGGCACAAUGUGAGAACCUAAAAUGCAAAAGCCAGCUGAGGUCUAAGUAUUAGUUCUGAGGUAUUUGUAAUCAUGAAGGAUUAGCUUUUGUGUUCCUGCUU